Trypanosoma conorhini is the source of this 876-nucleotide messenger RNA. RefSeq names its product tRNA wybutosine-synthesizing protein 3. Bases 1 to 876 code for a protein of 291 amino acids. The transcript has a single exon. Lineage: Eukaryota; Euglenozoa; Kinetoplastea; Trypanosomatida; Trypanosomatidae. The record is from RefSeq and is a predicted model, not a curated record.
AUGGGCGACAACGAGACCCCCGCGACUCCGGCGUGGCAGGAGCGCCGCCGGCCUCACGCUGCGAAGCGGCAGCAGUGCGAAAAGGAGUUUGCGGCGCAUAAGCGGCAGGUGAUGAUGAAUCUUUCUAGCAACGCGUGCGACCACAGCCCCAAGGGCGGCGUGGACCGCAAGUGCCUCCCCCUCAUGCAGCUCUUGAACACCGAUGACGAUUACGUAACGACGAGCAGUUGCUCGGGCCGCAUCGCACUCUUCCACAGUGUCGCUGUUCCGGAGGAUCGUGCGGGUGCGGAGCCGGCGGCGGUGAAGCGCGGCGACAAGGACGCACUGGGGUGGCUGUUGGUCAAACACGACACCCUCACAGGGCGCGAGAUCGAGCUCCUGGUGCACGCCCUGUGCGACGGUGCGGAAGCGGGCGCCGGCGCUGCACCGGCGGAGGCGCAGGACGAGGAAGGGCGGCAACAGGCGGGCGAGUUGGGCGGGGUUUGGGUGCGGGAGGGGGUGCUGCGGCCCGCCGCCCUCCCCGCCUUUGGCAUGGUCGCGCUGAAGAUGGAGCCCUUCGUGAUGCACGUCGAGUGCCGCACGAUGGAGGGCGCGAAGCGGUUGUUGUCUGCCGCCGCGGCCGACGCCGGAUUCCGCAACAGCGGGGUGACGCCGCCCGGGAAGAAAAUCAUGUGCGGGAUCCGACACGCCCCCGGACUGGGGCUCGAUGUCCCGCUCGUAAUGGACGGCGUGAACUACGUGACGGGCCAGCACGCCUACGUGCGGCGCCUCUUGCAGGUGGCAAACACGAAGAUGCAAGGCAACGACGUGCGGCUGCGCCGGCUGGAGGCUGCUGUUGCCGCCCGCCUUGCCGAGCGAGGCGAAAGGGAGCUUUGA